Messenger RNA from Camellia sinensis, 769 nucleotides. NCBI's taxonomy places the organism in Eukaryota, Viridiplantae, Streptophyta, Magnoliopsida, Ericales, Theaceae. The record is from RefSeq and is a predicted model, not a curated record.
UGGAGGAGGCAACUGUCAAAUCCCUUCCCUCCAAAACAACACCCCAAUUUUUUUUUUUUAAUUCCAUAGAGGGAGAGCCUUAGAGAGAGAGAGAGAGAGAGAGAGCGCUGUGUAGGGUCCAGCAAUGGCGGGUGUAAUUACUCCGAUUCCAAGCGACAGUUACAAGCUAGGGUUCAUCGGAGCCGGAAAAAUGGCGGAGAGCAUCGCCAGAGGCGUCGUCAAAUCAGGCUUGUUGCCGGCUUCCAGGAUCCGAACCGCUCACCUCGGCUCCGCUCGCAGAGCUGCUUUCGAGUCCUUCGGCGUCAAAGUUGUCGAUCUCAAUAAUCAGGUAGUUGAAGACAGUGAUGUAAUCAUCUUCUCUGUCAAACCUCAGAUUGUUAAGGAAGUGGCCUUGCAAUUGAGACCACUACUGUCAGAGAAGCAGCUUCUGGUUUCUGUUGCUGCAGGAGUUAAUUUAGCAGAUCUCCAGGAAUGGGCCGGUCACAAUCGAUUUAUUAGGGUGAUACCGAAUACUCCUGCUGCUGUAGGGGAGGCGGCAUCAGUUAUGAGCUUGGGAGCAGCGGCAACAGAGGAAGAUGGAGAGUUAAUAGCUAAGUUGUUUGGGGCAAUUGGCAAGAUAUGGAAAGCUGAUGAGAAGCUGUUUGAUGCAAUAACUGGGCUGAGUGGCAGCGGCCCAGCAUAUAUUUACUUAGCAAUAGAGGCUUUGGCUGAUGGAGGGGUGGCUGCAGGAUUACCACGAGAACUCGCACUGGGCCUAGCUUCUCAAACU